AUGAAAAACCUGUCUGUAAGCGUGGAGCCGUAUACAUCUUUCUUCGACGAUGCCAGUGACGACAACUUCGCGACCACGGUCGAGACGAUCGUUGAUGGCAGCGGUGGGUCGACGCGUUACAAGUCGAUCGACAACCUCCAGGGCCUUAUCCUGGGAACGAGCCUCGUCAUCCUUAUCAUCGUCACCAACCUGAUCAGCCUCGGCGCCUUCGCUGUCGAGAAGCGUCUUCGCACCUACAACAACUACUUCAUCAUCAACCUCGCCCUCUCUGAUCUCGUCCUAGGGAUCCUCCAAAUCGUCGGCGUCAUCCACACGUUCACCGGUUACUUUCCAGGUAGCCCAGAAUUCUGCAAGGUCUACCUAGGUCUGCGGUAUUCAAUGUUCUCCGUCUCCGUUGUCGGUGUCGUCAUCAUCUGCAUCGAUCGACAUCGUGCGACCUACGACCCCAUCAACCACUAUAUGACAAAAAGCAAGCGCAAAGCCGUCAUCCUUAACAUUCUACCCUGGGUCAUCUCCUUCAGCUUCUGGAUGUUUUACACCACCGUCUGGGACUUCAUCGUUGAUUCCAACUCCACGAAGAGCUGCCUCGCCUCGUUCGCGAGAUACCCCGUCGCCAACAUGUUCCAGACUGCCUUGACCUUCUUUCUCCCGCUCGCAGUCAUAUCUGUUCUCUAUCUCCGAAUCUACAUCAAGAUCAAGGAAACGGUCGGAGGCAGGAGUAUCAACAAGCAAUUCGGGGAACAUGGUGGAGGUGAGAUGUCGAAGUCGACCAGCCUGACGACUGUCUCUAGUGAUUUGUCAUCCAGUGGAACGGUAGAGAUGAAGGAAUCGAGCGCUCAAGUGAAAACCAACGGCGACACCUCCGGCAAAGGCGGAAAGGUGGAAGCCGAUAGUAAUCGUCCUGCUACUGCCAACCGCGAAUCCACCAAUGAAAUGCAGAAGGCCACCCGUACCCUAUCCUACAUCGUGUUUUCAUUCGCGAUCACCUGGCUCCCCAAUUCCAUCAUCUAUUUCCUGUACGCCAUCGAUCCAGAGCUCAUCGCUUACGAGAAGUUGCCCAGAGAUUUGAAACAGUUCUUCGUCUGGGUUCAAUACGCAAACAGCUUCUUUAAUCCUAUCUGUUACUUGGUGUCGCAGCCGCUCUUUCGAAAGACGAUCGUCAACAUGUUGUGCCGCCCUCGCCGUUACUGCUAG
Molecule: messenger RNA, 1194 nt
Organism: Strongylocentrotus purpuratus (purple sea urchin)
Lineage: Eukaryota; Metazoa; Echinodermata; Echinoidea; Camarodonta; Strongylocentrotidae
Product: muscarinic acetylcholine receptor M5-like
Exons: 2
Coding region: 1-1194 (397 amino acids)
Biological process (GO): adenylate cyclase-activating adrenergic receptor signaling pathway
Cellular component (GO): membrane
Molecular function (GO): dopamine neurotransmitter receptor activity, coupled via Gi/Go; G protein-coupled receptor activity
Source: RefSeq, a predicted model, not a curated record